ACACUCCACCGUGAAACUGUAAACAUUGUUGGUAAUUUCAAACGUGUUAAAACAAAAAUAAACAUCUGAGGAGAGAGAAAGUCUUUUGAGCUGGAAGGAACUUGAACAACAUCAACAAUGGCGAAAUCCAGCGCCGACGAUGGUGAGCUACGCCGAGCAUGUGAAUCCGCCAUUGAAGGCACCAAGCAGAAGGUCAUCAUGUCGAUCCGUGUCGCUAAGAGUCGUGGUGUUUGGGGCAAAUCCGGCAAAUUAGGCCGUCAAAUGGCCAAACCUAGGGUUCUUGCCAUUUCCAUAAAACAGAAGGGCCAGCGGACGAAAGCUUUCCUGCGUGUCUUAAAAUAUUCUAAUGGGGGUAUUCUUGAGCCAGCAAAAAUAUACAAGUUAAAACACCUUUCAAAGGUGGAGGUUAACUCGAAUGAUCCCAGUGGAUGUACUUUUACUUUGGGGUUUGACAACCUGAGGAACCAAACAGUUGCUCCUCCACAGUGGACCAUGCGGAAUACCGAUGAUAGGAAUCGUCUUUUACUUUGUAUAUUAAAUGUCUGCAAGGACAUGCUUGGUCGUCUUCCAAAAGUUGUUGGAAUAGAUGUUGUUGAAAUGGCUCUUUGGGCAAAGGAAAACACUACCACCUCCACCACGUCCAAUCAGGUGAAUUCUGAAGACGGGCCUGUUCCUACUACAAUGGCUGAAAAGGACUUGAAGGUUACUGUGGAGAAGGAUCUUGUAUCCCAGGCAGAAGAAGAGGAUAUGGAAGCUCUUCUCGGCACCUAUGUCAUGGGUAUUGGAGAAGCAGAAGCUUUUUCCGAAAGGUUGAAGCGGGAACUUCAGGCUUUGGAAGCAGCAAAUGUUCAUGCUAUAUUGGAAACAGAACCCUUGGUGGAACAGGUACUAAGGGGGCUUGAUAAUGCCUUGAACUGUGUGGACGAUAUGGAUGAGUGGCUGGGGAUAUUCAAUGUGAAAUUGAGACACAUGAGAGAAGACAUCGAGUCGAUAGAAACCCGCAAUAACAAGUUGGAGAUGCAAUCUGUAAACAACAAAUCGUUGAUUGAGGAACUUGACAAGCUUCUUGAGCGAUUACGUGUUCCCUCUGAGUAUGCAACUUGUCUUGCAGGAGGUUCCUUUGAUGAAUCAAACAUGAUUAAAAACAUAGAAGCAUGUGAGUGGCUUAGUGGUGCUCUACGUGGCUUGGAAGUCCCAAAUCUGGAUACCACUUUUGGAAACAUGCGAGCAGUUAGAGAGAAAAAAGCAGAAGUUGAAAAGCUCAAAAGUACAUUUGUUCGUAGAGCAUCUGAGUUUUUGAGGAACUACUUUGCAAGCUUGGUGGACUUCAUGAUAAGCGACAAGAGUUAUUUUUCGCAGCGUGGACAGUUAAAACGACCAGAUCAUGCUGAUCUUCGGUACAAAUGCAGGACAUAUGCUCGCCUUCUGCAACAUUUGAAGAGCCUUGAUAAGAAUUGCCUCGGUCCGUUGAGGAAAGCCUACUGUAGCUCUCUGAAUUUGCUUCUACGUAGAGAGGCUCGUGAGUUUGCAAAUGAGCUUCGAGCCAGCACUAAAGCUUCAAGAAAUCCAACUGUUUGGUUGGAUGCUUCUGCUGGUGCUGGUCAAACUGUGAGCAAUGCAGACACUUCAGCAGUUUCUGAUGCUUACGCCAAAAUGCUAACUAUAUUUGUUCCGCUCCUUGUUGACGAGAGUUCCUUUUUUGCUCACUUCAUGUGCUUUGAAGUUCCUGCUCUCAAUCCACCGGGAAGUGUUCCCAAUGGUAACAAAUCUGCAUCAACUGUGGAUGAUGCCGAUGAUGAUGAUGAUCUUGGGAUUAUGGAUAUUGAUGAUAAUGAUGGGAAAACAGGUAAAAAUUCUGUUGAGUUGGCAGCAUUAAAUGAAUGUCUUCAAGAGUUGCUUGACGGGAUUCAGGAAGACUUCUAUGCUGUUGUGGAUUGGGCCUACAAGAUUGACCCCUUGCGAUGCAUAUCAAUGCAUGGGAUUACAGAACGCUAUCUUUCCGGACAGAAAGCUGAUGCAGCUGGAUUUGUGCGUCUCUUGCUUGGUGAUCUUGAAUCUAGGAUCUCUAUGCAGUUUAGCAGAUUUGUUGAUGAAGCUUGUCACCAGAUUGAGAGAAAUGAGAGAAACGUCCGACAGAUGGGUGUCCUGUCAUACAUCCCAAGAUUCGCUACACUUGCAACCCGUAUGGAGCAGUAUAUUCAGGGACAAUCCAGGGAUUUAGUUGACCAGGCAUACACAAAAUUUGUUAGCAUUAUGUUUGUGACUUUGGAGAAAAUUGCCCAGACAGACCCAAAAUAUGCGGAUGUUUUUCUUUUGGAGAACUAUGCUGCAUUCCAGAAUAGUUUAUAUGAUCUUGCAAAUGUUGUGCCAACUCUGGCAAAGUUCUACCAUCAGGCAAGCGAAGCAUAUGAGCAAGCAUGCACACGCCAUAUAAGCAUGAUCAUAUAUUACCAAUUUGAACGACUUUUCCAAUUCGCUAGAAGGAUUGAGGACCUCAUGUUCACCAUAACCCCAGAAGAAAUUCCGUUCCAGCUUGGUUUGUCAAAAAUGGAUCUCCGGAAAGUGUUGAAAUCUAGCUUGUCUGGGGUUGACAAAUCCAUCCAAGCAAUGUCCAAAAAAUUGCAGAAAAACUUGACAUCAGAGGAGUUAUUACCCUCAUUGUGGGAUAAAUGCAAGAAAGAGUUUCUGGACAAGUAUGAGAGCUUUGCACAACUUGUUGCCAAGGUUUACCCCAGUGAGAACAUCCCCUCUGUAGCUGAAAUGAGAGAUCUUUUGGCAUCCUUGUAAGAGAAUCUUUGUUUUUUUUUUGUUAAGAGUAAGAGAAUCUUUGUAUAGAAACAAAUAAAUCUGCUUAGUAUUUUUGUGUUAUGUAGUAAAUAGCUGCUGCCGUAAAAUGAUUUGUCGUAGUGUUAUUCUUUGUAGUUUGUGAAAUAUUUCUGAGGGGACUGACAGAGAAAUAAGAUUUGCGAUUUAUUAUAGCUUUUUUAAAAGAUA
Molecule: messenger RNA, 2994 nt
Organism: Spinacia oleracea (spinach)
Lineage: Eukaryota; Viridiplantae; Streptophyta; Magnoliopsida; Caryophyllales; Amaranthaceae
Product: exocyst complex component SEC3A
Exons: 25
Coding region: 118-2787 (889 amino acids)
Biological process (GO): Golgi to plasma membrane transport; exocytosis
Cellular component (GO): exocyst; plasma membrane
Molecular function (GO): phosphatidylinositol-4,5-bisphosphate binding
Source: RefSeq, a predicted model, not a curated record